Messenger RNA from Coffea eugenioides, 1524 nucleotides. RefSeq lists its product as uncharacterized. The transcript has 6 exons. The record is from RefSeq and is a predicted model, not a curated record. NCBI's taxonomy places the organism in Eukaryota, Viridiplantae, Streptophyta, Magnoliopsida, Gentianales, Rubiaceae. The coding region runs from base 1 to 1524 and encodes 507 amino acids.
AUGAAACGAGCACCACAGAUGCUCCAACUUUUUCACAAGGGAGAUAGGGUGGAAGUCCUCAAAAGAGAUUACUCCUACAACAAAGAUGGAGUUUUCGUUUGGUUUCCAGGAAUAGUGCUCCAGCCAUCCUCCACCAGGUGCACCAACCGACCGAAGAACCACAUCUAUGUAGAGUUCAAGACCCUUAGAACAAUAGCCAUUGCAGUCCAAGAUGAGGAUAAGGAUGAUGAUGAUGAUCAUAACCGGACCCCUCUGCUGAGAGAAUUCGUGGACCUUGUGAUUAUUCAUGAUCAUGAUAAUGAUGAUAGAGGGAAAAGUGCCAUUGUGGAGGAAGUAGAGCAGUGGGGACUUAGGGUUGUUAGGGAUUGGGAUGACGGGUUUUGGGUACCAUCCCUUGAGCUUCAGAAACCCUCACCCGAUUCAGAUACCCUUUCGCAAAGUGUCAAGUUGAGGAUGAAGUACCACCAAAAGUCAUCUUACCCAAAGUUUCACAAGUGGAUGUCAGUGGAGGUCAAAAGUGAUGAAGAAGGUUUCCAGGGAUCAUGGUUGAGCAUUUUGAACCUUUUUACACUAGUGGAUGCUUGGAAUAAUGAUGGUUGGUGGGUGGGUCAUAUAUCCAAAGUUAAAGAUGGCUUCAAGUACAAGGUUUUUUUCGAGAAUACAAAUGAGGAAAUUGAUUUUGAACAUGUCCAAUUGAGGCCUCAUCAGGAUUGGAUCAAGGACAAAUGGGUUGCAGCUCCUAAUGUGGUUGAUUUACAGAGGAGUUCAGUUAAAAUGGGGAUAAAGCCUAGAGACUUGAAGCUCAAGAUAAAAUGUAGUAGAAAUAUAGAAGAGGAGAAGUUCAACAAGGGGAUGAUGGUGGAGGUCAAGAGUGAUGAACAAGGAUACCAUGGUUCUUGGUAUACUACAGCCAUUGCCUACCCCAUUGCAGAUGACAGGUUUUUGGUUGAAUAUCAAACAUUGAGAACAGAUGAUGAAUCUGAACCCCUUUUAGAUGUGGCUAAAAGUUCUUACAUCAGGCCUUGUCCACCUCAUAUUCAAAAGCUUGACAGUUAUAAAUUGCUUGAAAAAGUUGAUGCAUGGUAUAAUGAUGGAUGGUGGGUUGGCCUUGUUAGCAAAGUUCUUAGAAACUUAAAGUAUGUAGUUUAUUUCUGGACCUCAAAUGAGGAAAUCAAAUUUGGUCAUUAUGAUUUGCGGCCUCAUCAAGAAUGGACUGGGGAAAAAUGGAUCACAGCUUUCAGGAUGCUGAAGAAGUCCAAGUUACUAAAAUCCAAGCUUGGAAAGUUGAGGGGACAAAUUGGUGGAGUGGAAUUGGCUCCGCGUUUUUGCAAUGGGAUGAAGGUAGAGUUUAAAAGAGAUGAAGUAGAGUACAUGGGUUCUUGGUAUCCUGCAGCUAUUGUUAAACCCAUAGGAAAUGGAAAGUAUUUAGUGGAAUAUCAAACUCUGAAGACUGAUGAUGAAAUUGAACGUCUCAAAGAAGAAGCUGAUGCUUUAUGCAUAAGGCCAUGCCCCCCAAUUGUCUAG